CAGGGGAAGGAGGGCGGGGCUGCGGACGACAGGACCAAUGGGGAGGGGGGCUAGCUGUCGGGAAGAAGUGGCUGAGUCCGCACCCCUCUGCUCGGGCACCCCCACCCACCCGGCCUUAAAGCCCCGCGGGGGGCAGGUGGCGGCCCUGAUAGCCAAGCAGAGGAGCCGCAGCCGCAGCAGAAGCAACAGCAGUAGCAGCCCGGGCGCCCACGGAGGAGAUGAGAGCAGGAGCGGCGCCGCCGGCACCAUGCACCCCCAGCCUCCGCUGCCCCUGGCCGCACUCUGCCUCUUGGCGCUGCCAGCAGCUGUCGCCGCCUACUUCGGCCUGACAGGAAGAGAAGCUCUGACUCCUUUCCCUGGACUGGGCCCAGCUACAGCUCCCCUUCAAAGCAGAGCCCACCUGAAGCAAUGUGAACUGUUGAAGCUUUCCCGAAAGCAAAAGCAGCUAUGCCGGCGGGAGCCAGGCCUAGCUGAGACCCUGUAUGAUGCUGUACACCUAGGUGUCCUUGAGUGCCAGGCCCAGUUCCGUCAUGAGCGCUGGAACUGUAGCUUGGAGGGGAGAACAGCGCUUCUGAAAAGAGGUUUCAAGGAGACCGCCUUCCUAUAUGCAGUGUCUUCAGCAGCCCUCACCCAUGCGUUGGCCCGGGCCUGCAGUGCAGGCCGAAUGGAGCGUUGUACCUGCGAUGACUCCCCUGACCUGGAGAACCGCCAAGCCUGGCAGUGGGGUGUAUGUGGGGACAACCUCAAAUACAGCACCAAAUUCCUCAGCAACUUCCUGGGGCCUAAGAAAGGAAGCAAGGACCUUCGUGCCCGGAUGGAUGCCCAUAACACCAACAUGGGCAUCAAGGCUGUGAGGAAUGGUCUGAAGACCACCUGCAAGUGCCACGGUGUUUCUGGCUCCUGUGCGGUGAGGACAUGUUGGAAGCAACUCUCCCCAUUCCGGGAGACGGGUCAGUUGCUGAAACUACGUUAUGACUCUGCUGUCAAGGUCUCCAGCACCACCAAUGAAGCCUUGGGACGCCUGGAGCUGUGGACACCCCCGAGGUCCAGCCGCCUUGCCAAGGGCACAGCCCCUCGGCCUGGGGACUUGGUGUACAUCGAUGACUCGCCCAGCUUCUGCCGGCCCAGCAAGUACUCCCCGGGCACAGCAGGGCGAGCCUGCUCCAGGGAAGCCAGCUGUGACAGCUUGUGCUGUGGUCGGGGUUAUAACACCCAGAGCCGACUGGUGGCCUUUUCCUGCCAUUGCCACGUGCAGUGGUGCUGCUAUGUUGAAUGCCAGCAGUGCGUACAGGAAGAACUAGCCUACACAUGUAAGCAGUAGGUCUGCUUUGCCCAGCCUGAGAACACAAGGAUAGACCAGGGACAUUCCCUGCUUAUUAUACACUCUAGCACACUGGCCACCCACAACCACACUGUAAGUGUGCGUAUCUGGAUAUAUACUUGUUGCCCACUCCUGACACCAUCCUUCCUCUUUCUUUCUUGGACGUAACCAUUGACUCUUCCAUCAUCCCCAUGCUCAAAACUUGUCAAGGAGGAAUGAGGACACAUGGGGCCUCAAGGUCCACUGCCGUGUGAAUGUCUGUGAUGAGCCAAAGUAUCCCAUUUCAUAAUUUGGGAGAUGAUAUAAUGGAAUGAGGUUUGGAAAAUAGAGAGAAGGAAAAAAAAAUA
Molecule: messenger RNA, 1668 nt
Organism: Monodelphis domestica (gray short-tailed opossum)
Lineage: Eukaryota; Metazoa; Chordata; Mammalia; Didelphimorphia; Didelphidae
Gene: WNT9B
Product: Wnt family member 9B
Biological process (GO): neuron differentiation; canonical Wnt signaling pathway; cell fate commitment
Cellular component (GO): extracellular region
Molecular function (GO): cytokine activity; frizzled binding
Source: RefSeq, a predicted model, not a curated record